This is a messenger RNA of Wallemia mellicola CBS 633.66, 1051 nucleotides long. Its product is annotated as YjeF N-terminal domain-like protein. NCBI's taxonomy places the organism in Eukaryota, Fungi, Basidiomycota, Wallemiomycetes, Wallemiales, Wallemiaceae. Gene Ontology annotation, molecular function: NAD(P)HX epimerase activity. The transcript is spliced from 7 exons. Gene Ontology annotation, cellular component: mitochondrion. Bases 110 to 850 code for a protein of 246 amino acids. The record is from RefSeq and is a predicted model, not a curated record.
CCAAAAUACAUAUUACUCCUAGAAUAUAAGCCCAACAAAAUAUAUUUUGAAAGUAUCAGCAAAUUUGAUAGAUGUUGAUAUAAUUGGAGUCCAUUGUUGGCGGUAAGUCAUGGUCUUACGUUUACAGACACUAUCACGGUCAUUCAGAAGGAUGAAAUACUUAACACAAACAGAAGCUCAAAACCUUGAUAAAGACCUCAUGGGUGAAGAGGGUGGAUUCACACUCCAACAACUGAUGGAGCUCGCUGGUUUGGCAUGUGCACAGACAGUACAGAACCUUUAUCCAGCACAUACACACAACAAAGUUCUUGUAGCUGCUGGUUCAGGUAACCAAGGAGGUGAUGGACUCGUGGCAGCCAGACAUUUAGCUCUCUUCGGAUACAAGCCAACAUUAUUCUACCCAAAGCCAAGCAAAAAUGAGUUCAAUCAGCAACUUGAGACACAGUUGAAGCACUUCAAUGUCCCUAGGAUUACGCCAGAGGAGUUUGAUAAGGGUGUAGCAUCGAAUGAUGUCAUUUUAGAUGCAAUUUUUGGAUUUUCUUUCAAAGGCGAACCACGUGCGCCAUUUGAUGCACCAAUUGAGACCCUAAAGCAGACAAACAAACCAAUAGUAUCUGUGGACAUUCCAUCAGCCUGGGAUGUCGAGAAAGGCAAUAUAGACAAUAAAUCAUUCACUCCAGCCGCAUUAAUUUCACUGACUGCACCAAAAUUAGGUGUGAAGCAGUUUACAGGUGUGCACUACCUCGGUGGACGCUUUGUACCACCAUAUAUUGCCGAGAAGUAUGCUCUACAUCUUCCAGUCUACCCGGGUGGAGAUCAAGUUGUAGAAAUUCCACCGACAAGUCUAUAAUAAGGGUUUUUGCAGUCGAUGUAUUUAUAUCUUGUAGUGAAAUGAAUGGAAUGAAGGUACACACGGUGACGAAGUGUUUGUGCAAUAUCUACGCGUUACUAGAAGGGAGAUAAUUAAAUAAAACAAAUUGGUAUAUGUAGAUAUUCAAUUAGUUUCUCUUCUAUCGCGUCCAUUUCCCUCUACACUUCUCUUUUCACAACG